This is a messenger RNA of Penicillium brevicompactum, 816 nucleotides long. RefSeq lists its product as uncharacterized. The record is from RefSeq and is a predicted model, not a curated record. The coding region runs from base 1 to 816 and encodes 271 amino acids. Lineage: Eukaryota; Fungi; Ascomycota; Eurotiomycetes; Eurotiales; Aspergillaceae. The transcript is spliced from 4 exons.
AUGGAUAAGUCGAAGUACGCAUCUGGUCUGUCGGGAGCCGCUGCCUCCUUCAACCCGGACCACGGCUCAGCUGAGGUGCAGGUCGGAAAUGGAGAUGAACCGGCUGCCCCAACCCCCAAGACCGGCCGAUCCCAGGGUAUUGCCGAUCCCGAUGAUUUCAUGACUCAAUUCCGCAAGCUGCGUCUGAUCAAGCAGAAGGCGGCCAAGGCCGCUGCUGCUGGUCCUGUUCGCCGCGUUAUUUUCGGUGACCUGCCUGACUGGGCCACUGUUUCCCGCAUGCUUCUUUUGACUCACGGGGGCGCUGUCGAAUAUGCCUGGAACGAAGAAGGAACUGUCGCUGUUCAGUUCAUCGAGGAGGCUGCUUGUCUUGACUACUAUGAGAAACAUUCCGACGGCAUCAAGUACGUGACUGCCGAUGGUGAGGAGGCUAUCAUCACCGUUACCAUGCCCGAGGAAGGACUUCGUGACCAUGCCGAGCUGGCACAGCGAGUUGCAGAGGGUGCUUCCCGUGUCGUUUGCCUGGAAGGUCUCGCUCCCGGAUUCAAGGAUGGCGACGGUACUCCCAUUCUGGGUGUCCUUGCGCAGGACGAAUGGCAUGAUCUGAAGUUCGAGCGGAUCCUGAUUACGCAGGCUGAGUCUGGUGUCGAUGUUGCCAUCUCUUUCUAUGAUCUGCACGAUGCCUGGAAGUUCUACCAGGACAUCAAGGAUGGCACGUAUGACUGUAUCUCCCGCUUUGAGGUUGACCCGUGUGCUCGCGCCACGGCAUACCACUUCAUCGACGAGCCAAACCCUGCAUUCGAGUCGAUCCGCGAGUAG